Messenger RNA from Cetraspora pellucida, 213 nucleotides. The record is from the annotation of a GenBank genome assembly. Lineage: Eukaryota; Fungi; Glomeromycota; Glomeromycetes; Diversisporales; Gigasporaceae.
AUGGAAUAUACUACUCAACUCAAUAAAACAGAUAAUAUUAAGCUAAAUAAACAUACAGAAUGUUUACAACUUCUUGGUCCUGAACAAAAAAAACAUUUAGACAAAAUUAUAAAGAAAGACAAAACUGCAACAAGUAAAAAACUAACAGAAGUUGUUAACAACACUUAUUCUGAACUAAAUAUUGCACUAAGAACAGUUUGUAAGAAUUUUUAG